This is a messenger RNA of Coffea arabica (coffee), 2097 nucleotides long. RefSeq names its product protein FAR1-RELATED SEQUENCE 5-like. Lineage: Eukaryota; Viridiplantae; Streptophyta; Magnoliopsida; Gentianales; Rubiaceae. The record is from RefSeq and is a predicted model, not a curated record.
AUGCCUUUAAAAUGGGAUUUAGUGUACUAUCUAAAUAAAGAUAAAGAUGGUGUGACCAUGUUUAGGAGAUAUAGUUGCUACAAGGAAGGUGUAAAACGCAAGUACGAAGGUGAUGUGAUGCCAAAGAGGACACGAUCACCGACGAAAACGGGGUGUGGAGCUAAAAUGAUUAUCGUGUUACUUAGAGGGACAAUGAAAUACCGUGUGCAUGACCUUGUUUUAGAACAUAACCAUGAGUUGCACAUUACUCAAUGUUCGCACAUGAUACCAUCACAAAGAAAAAGCCAUGAGCUUAUGGGAAAGGAGGCAGGUGGCUUGGGAAAUGUGGGAUAUACUCGGGAAGAUCUAAAACGAUAUCUUCGUACUCGACGGGAAAGGAGUUUGAAAUACGGAGAAGCAGUCACAUUCGACACAACCUACAAAACAAAUAAAGAAUACCGGCCUUUUGGAGUGUUUGUGGGUUUUAACCAACAUAGGCAAUUUGUGAUAUUCGGUGCUGCCCUUAUGUAUGAUGAGACUAUAGAUUCUUUCAAAUGGGUGUUUGGUACAUUUCUAGAAGUAAUGUACGAAAAGCGUCCAAGUACCAUACUAACCGACCAAGAUCACGCCAUGGCAGCCGUUCUUUCAGUUGUCAUGCCUGAAACAUUUCACGAUCUAUGUACGUUUCACAUAAGAUGUAAUUUUAUGAAACAUCUUGACAAUCACUACAAGGAAAAUAGUGACCUUCCAUACAUGUUUGGUGCCUGCAUGUAUGACAUUGAAGAAGUGAAACAAUUCAACAAGUUGUGGGAGGCGAUGGUGAAGAAGCACAAUCUUGAAAAUAAUGAAUGGCUUUCCGGGCUGUAUCGAAUUCGUGAUAAAUGGGCAAGGUGCAUGAUGAAAGAAAGAUGGACUGCGGGAAUGCGAAGCACCCAACUUAGUGAAAGUCUAAAUGCAGCAAUAAAAAAUUAUUUGAAACUGGAUCACGACCUUGUGCAGUUCUUUAGACAUUUCAAUCUGGUGGUUGAUGAUAAGAGACAUAAUGAACUCAUUGCAGAAUAUGAAAUGAGGCAAAAGCUUCCCAUGGUAGGGUUGAGGCAAACACUUAUGCUUGUGCAUGCAGCAGAGACGUAUUCACCAACCGUAUUUGUUGCAUUCCAAAAUGAAUAUGGUGAGUCAACAUCUAUGGUUAUAUUGAGACAACAAGAUCCAAGGAUGUUUGUGGAGUUUGCGGUAAUGAGGUAUGAUGGAGGACCUGAAAGAAUAGUGGUAUUCAAUCGGACUGAUCUAAGUGUACGCAGUAGUUGCAAAAAAUACGAGAAUGAAGAAAUUUUAUGUGGGCAUGCGUUGAAGGUGUUUGAUACCGUGGGCAUAAAGACAAUUCCUCCGGAAUACGUUAAGAGGCGAUGGACAAAAAGACCUCGAGCUGGGGACUGUUUUGAUCGGCGAGGACGGGAAAUUGUGGUUGAUCCAAAAGUAAUCAUUUCAACUCGUUAUCGGGAACUCGCUCCAACCAUGAUUAAGGUCGCAACUCGAGCAGCAAUGUCGGAGGACACCAGCAAAGUAGUAAUCACCGUCAUAUCCAAUUUGGCAAAGAGAGUUGAGCUCCUCCUCUCAGAAAGUGAAGAGCAACCUUCACAAAAUCAUAAAAAUCUGAAUGUGGAGGAACGAGAUAAAAUUGAAAUUGUAAAUGAAAUGGGAGAGGCAAUAGUCGCAAGAGGCAUUAAGAAACGAGGCUGUGAGAAGAGAAGUAGAGUGAUGCGAAGUUGGGUCGAUAAAUUUGAUAGAGUAAAAAGAAAAUCUAAAUUGUCAAGAACUACAGAGACUACGGUCUCAGAAUCGAAGCCGACAUCGAUUGAAUUUGAUGAACACAUAUUUAUGGGAUGUCGCUCAUCUACUGACUCAGCGCAUUCAAGGAGCCAGUCAGUGAAUGGCCCUCCAAAUGCUGUUGCUCCCGAAAUCGAAGAAAGUGAAAUGGAGGAGCGUGCGGCAAUUUCAACACACUGUGAUAUUGAUGGAUAUAAUGUAUUUUCACCAUCACCACAGGAAAGAAAUAACACCCAGGGAUUGCGACUAACUGUUGACGUCGCCACCCCUCAGAUGCAGGUUGAUGAAUGA